AUGGUCAAGACGCCGAAUAUGCCACUGGAGGCCGAGAUGCGCACGUCGCUCCAAGGCCUCGAGCGCAUCUACCGUGAGCACGCAGCUGCGUUCCGGGCCAAGGGUCCGUACCUGCUAGGCGACCGUUUCAGCAGCGCCGAGAUCAACAUCAUGACGUUCCUCUUCCGGUUUGACAUUUUGCUGCAGCACUACCGCCAGGUGCGCGUGCUUGGCGACGACAUUCCGCUGCUCUCGGCCGCGCUUGAGGCGUCCAUGGCGCGACCGGCGUUUACCUUGACAGCGCGGGACCCUGAUUUCUACAUUCGCGGCUUUGCCCACCACGUCGAAUAGGGGAAUAAGUACAGUAUUACUACUGUCGUAAGUCAAUAAUCAAACCGCUAACACUGCUA
Saprolegnia diclina VS20 is the source of this 389-nucleotide messenger RNA. RefSeq lists its product as hypothetical. Bases 1 to 330 code for a protein of 109 amino acids. The transcript has a single exon. The record is from RefSeq and is a predicted model, not a curated record. NCBI's taxonomy places the organism in Eukaryota, Oomycota, Saprolegniomycetes, Saprolegniales, Saprolegniaceae.